This is a messenger RNA of Saccoglossus kowalevskii, 3303 nucleotides long. RefSeq names its product APOBEC1 complementation factor. The record is from RefSeq and is a predicted model, not a curated record. Gene Ontology annotation, molecular function: RNA binding. NCBI's taxonomy places the organism in Eukaryota, Metazoa, Hemichordata, Enteropneusta, Harrimaniidae.
UAGCAACACAAUACAUCAUAGUAAACACCUUGGGUAUUCAGUUGGCACUUUCACCAGUCCCGUAGUUCAACUAGGAUAGGUACUACGAGAAGCAAGGUCUCUCGUCCUUAACAACGUAGACACGCGUCUCCAGGUUGACACAGUUUGUUCAUAGCGCAGUGGAGAUAUCGCAAGAACAGUAUACCAACGCAUACCAGCUAUACAUGCUAUUUCAAACUCAAAGUCCAUCACGAUGACCGCUGAAGAUAGCGUAGUUGUGCCAAACAGCCAGGCAAGCAACAUGGAGACCAUCAGCGGGAAAACACAGCCUCCAGAAGGGAUUGCCGGAGCAAGAAACGAGACGGCUUUAUUGUCUUUGAUGGAACGAACGGGGUACAACAUUAUCCAAGAAAAUGGACAGCGAAAAUAUGGAGGCCCUCCCCCGAACUGGGAAGGGAUUACCCCGGGUCGUGGCUGUGAAAUAUUUGUGGGCAAGAUACCACGAGAUUUGUUUGAGGACGAACUGGUUCCAGUAUUCAUGUCCGUAGGUCUGAUCUAUGAAAUGCGUCUAAUGAUGGAUUUCAGCGGAAACAAUCGGGGAUAUGCCUUCGUCAUGUAUACGAACAAGGAAGACGCCAAAAAGGCUAUAAAACAACUGAACAAUUACGAAAUUCGCAAGGGACGAUACUUGGGCGUCUGUGCUAGUGUUGACAAUUGUCGCUUGUUCGUUGGAGGCAUACCAAAAAACAAGAAAAGGGACGAAAUCCUACACGAAAUGCAAAAAGUUACGGAAGGAGUUGUCGAUGUAAUCGUGUAUCCAAGUGCAACAGACAAAACUAAGAACCGUGGUUUCGCCUUCGUUGAAUAUGAAAAUCAUAGAGCUGCUGCGAUGGCACGAAGAAAACUCAUCCCAGGAAGAAUACAGCUGUGGGGUCAUCAGAUUGCCGUCGACUGGGCCGAACCAGAGCAAGAAGUUGACGAGGAUAUAAUGAAAACGGUUAAAGUUCUAUACGUUCGUAAUCUAAUGCUUAACACGACAGAAGAGACAAUCGAGAAAGAAUUCAACAGUUUAAAGGAAGGUUCAGUAGAGAGAGUAAAAAAGAUCCGAGACUACGCAUUUGUUCAUUUUGUCACAAGAGAAGAUGCUCUCUAUGCUCUCAAUGCUAUGAAUGGUCACAAUGUUGAUGGUUCUGUUGUUGAAGUGGUUCUUGCCAAGCCAGUGGAUCGGGAGAACUAUGUCCGUUAUACCAGAGGCGGCGCAAGAGGCACAUUCUCUCAGGGCUACGUUGCACCGUUUGGUUACGAUCCAAACUAUGGCCCACCGCAGACAGCUAAUUACUAUGGCCAGUUUCCACAAGCAACGAAUACCAGAUACCAAGAAUUUGAAAAUCACCCUAGUGCUAGAGGUGGUAUGAUACGAGGACGCGGUCGAAGCGCUGCGGGCUCAAGAGGAGCUGGAGGUCGUGGUUACUUGGCGUAUAACAUGGGAAGAGGAUAUGGACGAGGAUUCUAUGACAAGAAAAACCCAGUUGAGCCCCGACUCUAUGAUAUAGUGCCUGGCAUGGAACUGACACCAACUAACCCACUGACUUUAAAACCGUCGGCCAUCAAAUCUGCAACCCAGUAUUUGGAGGAGAUCUGUAACAAGAACAACUGGGGAAACCCGGUAUACACUCUGCACUCCACCAGGGGGCAUGAGAAUGUUCAGCUUUUCCUGUACAAGGUUUCGGUACCAGCUUUAGCCAAUCAUUUCCCAAACAGCUUCCAACCAAAUAAACUAUGUCCAAGUGUGGAUGAAGCCAAAAGCUAUGCAGCUGAGUAUGUUCUUAUUCAACUGGGAGUACCACUAGAUGGUUCUGCUGGUGAGGUACCAGUUACCAUGACCACUACGCCAUCAAACUUCCAGGAUCGCCCCAUCGGACCAACUGGGUAUGCUAUGGCUAAUGGUGGUGCCCGUGCCACCGAAGCCACACCGUACCCAGCCUAUGUUCCGAUCACCAGCGCACCAUCUAUAAUGGCCCAAGGGAAAAUGCUGCAAGGUGGUCUUAGUCAAGACAACCAGACACCCACAGCAUCGCCUUACUACAAUCAAGCAAGCUAUCCUCCUACCCCUGAGAUGUAUCAACAAUAUUCAUGAAAAUAUUCUACUUAAAAUUUUUUAAAUAUUUAGUAGUCAUUAGUUACAUAAAACUGGUUACGGUACUCUUAGAAAUUAUUUUUAUCUUACCAUUACUUUGGUUUUAAAAGUGUUUGCAUGUGGACAGUUGACUGUUGCAAUUUUAUGCUGUUAUAAAGCUGUUGCUUUUCCUUCACGUUUUCCAUUUAACAUUUGGCAUUUUUUAUUAGACCAGUUACUUUUUAAAACCUUUCUGGAUAAAAACUUAAGUCUCUUAUUGUUCUUGACAGAAGUUUCCAAAGCCUUUUUUUCCCGCAGUUCUUCCUGUAUUCGUCUUGGGUGAACUCGUGCAAUCAAAAAAUGUCUGUUUUGAGGUUAAAAACACUGGAAUGCGUGUAAUCCAUAUUUGUCAAAUCUGUACUGGUACACAUAUCACAAGAAUAUUGACAGCGUUGUUUUUUUUUCCAUUGAUAGUUUAUUCGAUUGAACUGUUAUGUUUACACACUUUUUUGUUCAGUUUUUCUGGUAAAUUUCAUCAAUAUAGAAUAACCCACUUGCCUGCUUUAGAUGGGCUUUACCAGCCUUUGACCAGGAUGUUUACAUGUAUCUACCAGCAUCAGAAGGCAAUGCACAGGAAAAAGAAAUCAUGUUUUUGAACAGUAACUAGUCCACAUGUAAUAUUAAAAGAAGCAACCCAUGAUUUCCUGAAGAUUCACCCAAAACGAUAUGAACUAAACCAAACCAUAGUAAGAAACACUAACCCAUUGUGAAUGAAAACAUCUUCCUCAUUAUAUAUUACAGAGUUUUAUAAAAAAAGCUUUAUUUUCAGAGCUUUAUUUUUCUACCUGGGAAGGCAAUCAGAUGUGUACAUCAGUGAUUACUUCAACAGGUAAAUCAUGGGUGUUUGUGAUGCAACUUAAGUUUUCAAAGAUACUUCUACAUAUUAUUAUUUUAUGUUUUAAAUAUUUCAUUUGGUGCAAGUUAUAUAUUUUAUUUUUAAUUUUGUUUGGUGUUGUGUCUUUACUUCGAACCAUCCAGUACUAUAUACUAAAGAGUAAAAAAAAAACUUAAAAAAAAGAAGAAUGGACUGUCAUCUUGCCAAAAAUGUUGGCAGUCUGUGUGGUGGUAAUACGUAUAAGCUGCAAAAAUUGAACUUCCAAUCGACUAAAGUUUUACUAUCAUCAGUUCACCGUAAUAAUAUUGUGAUA